Messenger RNA from Cokeromyces recurvatus, 2610 nucleotides. RefSeq lists its product as uncharacterized. The record is from RefSeq and is a predicted model, not a curated record. Bases 137 to 2548 code for a protein of 803 amino acids. Lineage: Eukaryota; Fungi; Mucoromycota; Mucoromycetes; Mucorales; Mucoraceae. The transcript is spliced from 4 exons.
UUUUAAUGGUUUUAUGCAAAAAAUAAAAUAAAAAAUAAAAAAAAAGGCCAUAUAUAUGAUAAAAGUGUCAAAAUAGUGCAUAAUUCUUUUAUUUUAUUUUAUUUUUUUAAUCUUUUUUUUUUUGUGUGCUACCAAAAUGUCAACAAGUCAACCAUUGACUACACGUGCAGCUUUACCUCAUAUACCAGAGGGUAUGGCUAUUCCUGAAAUUGAUAUUAAAAAGAAUGAACAUAAAAUGUUGAUGCCUGGUGAAAAUAAAGAAAACCAACAACAGCAACUUGUUCCAGCUUCUAACGAUUCUGCUGGUACACAACAUCGUUCAAAUGUCUCAACUCAAGGUCUUCUUCCUUGGACGUCAGAUCGUCAAACAAAGAUUCAGUUAGAUUCUGAAUCAGGGUCUUCUCCUCCUAUGUUUACUGCAGCUCCUUCUCGUAGACUUAGUAUUCGUUAUCCACGUGAAUCAAAGUCACAGAAACAAAUGUAUCGUAUGGAAAAUGGUAUUGAUCCUGUUGAUUUAUUAACAAAUCGACUUGAAGCAUGGCGACUUGCUAUCAAAAACAUGGUUUCAUUGUUUAAGAAAAUCGUAACGGUGGAAAGUAAGACAGCCAAGGGUCUAGUUGCAUCAAGUAGAGAAAUCAUUUUACCCUUUGAAAAAUCCAAUGGACAAUUUUUGGAAACGGGGAGUGGGGGUAUUCAAGAUGUAUGGGCCUCUAUUCGUGACUAUGCAAUGGAACAUGGUAUUAAGCAUCAUCAAACAGCUGAAUACAUUGAAAAGAGCAUUCUUCCCGCCUUACGCGCUAUUAAAUCAGAUACGCGUACGAUGAUUCAAUCGAUUGAAAAAGAUAAGGGACUUAAAAAUACGUUUAUCUUUGAGAGUCGUGCUCAUGUCGAUCGUCUUAUCAAUCGUCUUGGUAAAGUCAUCGAAUCUUGUCAUCGUCAUCCAUUGAAUGCCGGUCAAAACCCUGACCCCUUUUUAAUCAAUUUAUCUAUCAUUCAUGCUAUUCGAGAACUCUGUGAUCAUGAAAAUGACCUUCAUGCAAAUGUACUCGGUCUACAAAGGGAGACGGCUAUGUUUGAGCAAAAGUUAACUGAAAAUAUGCGUUACGUGGUUCAAAAGUACAAGGACUUUAGACUGAAACAUCAAAUGGAACAGGAGGAAAUCAUUGGUCAUGUUGUAGAGAGCUUCCAUGAAUUAAAACCUAAUAUGGAAUGGAACGAAUUUGUACGUCGAAACCAAUAUAACUUGAUCUUUGAAAAUUCGGCUUUCAAAACGGAGAAUAUGAUCGAAUAUGCGAAUCAAGAUAGCAAGUAUUGUCGGGCAUUAAAAAUUGGUUCAUUGCAGUUAAGAAAUCAAAUGAAAGGAUGGAUAGAAGGUGUAUACAUCUUGACGCCAGCUGGCUAUUUGCAUGGUUAUAAAACGCCUGAACACUUUCAAAAUAACCCUUUGAAACCUUCUUAUUCUAUCUUUGUACCUCAUUAUCAUAUUCAUGACCAUUCAGAUGGUACAUUUGAAUUGAGUCUCGCUGAGAAGCGUAAUCCAAUUAGCAUGAGCAAUCACUAUGAAUUUUGUUGUGAUCAUCCUCAAGAGGCACAUGAUUGGGUAAGAAAAUGUCAUGGUAUCCAUGAUGGAUUUAGAGUUGUACCCCUUAUGGAGUCCUCUUCUACUACUACGUCUAAUCAACAACAACAACAACAACAACAACAACGACCUCGUAGUCAAGAUUUACCUAUUUUACCUGACCGAGUCUUACCUAUCGAGGAUAAAUCUUCAGGAGGAGUUACUGCUGCUGCUGCUGCUAUUGAAGAUAAACCUUUACCAAAGCCUUUGCCUCAGCUUAUACAGGAUGAUCCUCAUAUGUUCCCUGAUAUCAAUUCAAAUGCUCCUAACGAUGAUGAUAGUACUACACCUACACCUAAUUAUAAACAACGUCAUUCGACAGAUGAUCCUACUACACCUGAUGAUACACCUCCCAUGAUCUCGCAUAAACCCCAUUCUACAGAUCCAACCACGACUCAUGAUGAAUCUUAUGAUAAAGAAUGGAUCCCUCAGCAACAGCAACAGCAACAGCAACAGCAACAGCAACAGCAACAGCAACAGCAACAGCAACAGCAACAGCAACAGCAACAGCAACAGCAACAGCAACAGCAUCAGCAUCAGCAACAGCAACAGCAUCAGCAACAGCAUCAGCAACACCAAGCCCCUUUAAAUAAUGCUGCUAAUACGGAUCAAGAGAAUGAUAAGGAGGAAAUUUAUAAAGAUGCCUCUGCUCAACAAGUCAUGACAAACGAUAUUCCUUCUCAACAUAAUAAGGAUUCAGAACAACUUUCAUUCUCACCUGUGCCUCAUUCUGCACCUGAAUUUCAUCAUCAGCAUGCACCUAUGAAUGUAUUAUUGAAUAAAAAUCCAUCAUCUAAAGAAGGGCCGAAUUUUCUUUCUAAAACCAAUCUUCCUAUAAAUGACUCUAAUAGUUAUGGUCAAGAUUCGAUGGUAAACAUAUCUUCUAAUGUAGUAACAAAUGAUCAACAAAAAGAAGCCGUUGCUAUGUAAAACAUAAGGAACUUUUUUUUUUUCUAUUUUUCUAUUAUUUGUCUAUUUUUUUUUUCUAUUUU